GUAUGUGGUUCAGUUUCAGUGAUGCUGCUGCUGCCGUGUGUGUCUCGUGUGGUGUGCCUCUUGUGAUCUGAUGAUGACAACGACGACGACGACGACGACGACGAAGACGAGUUAGAAUCGAAUGAAGUAGAAUAAGCAAAGCAGCAGGUUGUGUAAAUGUGACGACAUCCGCCUUCCUGCGCGUGAAUUAGUGUAGUGUGCUUAAUAGAAAGUGAUAGAGAGUGAUAACAGUGCAAGAACAGCUAGUAGAAGCAACAGAAAACCACAUAGAAUCAGCCAAAUAGUUAGCAGUCUACUGCAGUGUCCAGUGUGGCGCCGUAGCUGAAUGAUUCUUGAAGCUCCUUCACCGCGUAUCCGAACCGAUCGUAUCCGAAACACGGAACACUGAAUGCAGCUCAUCCAUCGAUACCCCCGAUCACCGUAACAUCCAACGUGCUUAAACGGAACGUGCCUCCCGGCCGACUGAGUACGCUAGAAGGAGCUCUCGAGGAAGAUCCCCGACACCGGACGAGAUCCGUUCGGAAGCUCGUUGCCCAGCAAGGUUCCCAGCGCCCUGAUCGACCGGCUAGAUGGCGAAGGGUGCCAAGAGGAAAACCAAGUGGGUCUCGCUGUCGCUGGACGGGGCCAACACAACCACCUCCUCGGGCGUGCCCGGUUCGGACGGAGAGCAACCGCUGCACCACGUACACCGUCACAAAGCGCAUCACAGUAGCAGCAACAUCCAACAGAAGCAGAACGAACGCAAAGAUCCCACAGGCGACGCCGUAACAGAGCAUUCUGCAAGCAUCAGAGCAACCGAGCAGGAGCAUCAGAAUGGUAGCCGGACUGACACGAGCGGCAGCGGUAGUGAUUCGGCGGUGGCCGGUUCAGAACGGCGCUAUCCGACGUCGUACCACAAGCGUAGACCUCCACCGUAUAGCACCGAACGACGUACCAACAGUAGCUGGAGUGGUGGCGGUGGUGGUGGCCAUUACGCCGGUAGCAAUCGAUCCCACUACGGUGGUUACUACGGCACAGGCCGCCGAUCGUACUAUGGCGAAGCAAGAAGAGGGCCCCAAUCCGUGGUCGGAACGACCGGCAGCAAAACGACCACCACUAGCGACAGUGGUGGAGCAACCAAUACGAUUAACGAUGAUGAGUACACGAGAAUCACUACACCGCGACAGGAUGUUCUGUUCAAGAAGGGCUACCUAUCGCGUCCGAAACCUCAGACGACCACAACGACAACCACGACGACGACGAUGACGGCGGCCAAUGCAUCGAACGAGAACACUACCGCGUCCAGCUCGCUCGCCGGAACGACCAGUGAAGGUAGCGAGGGGGGAAACGGUGGCGGAAGCAACAGCAUUUCCACGACCGAAUCCAUCACGUCCGACUACGGUGGGUCGUUCGCGGCCGAUUCCUUCCCCAUUCCGUGCCUACCGUACGGUUACUUCACGGAAAACGGGGUGCUGGUGAUGAAUGGUUUCGCCGUGGACAAUAAUGGAUAUUCAUACUUUAACGGUGGUCAGACUUAUAUCUAUCCACCAAACUUCAGCAACUGCCAAGCACCAACCAGUGUCGAAGGGAUAGUACCAGAAGAGGUAGCGCUUACGAGCUCCUCCGGUGAAGAGAUAUACGAAGGAACAGCCGCGAUAACAGAAGAACAAUCGGAUGAAGCACAACCUACGGCGUGUGGAGAGGAUGGAACCACUGAGUGUACCGCUGCUUCGGACGGUGUAUUGCCAAUACCGGACCCUUCCACCAUGCACGGUGUGAUGACGGUUGAAGAAGGAUCGUCAGAUCAACAGGAAGCGAAUGUGGCAGAUGGUUUUCUAGUAUCACAAACCACCGGUGCAACCGUCAAUGACGAGGGCUCAUUCGAACCCGACUUAGAGGCGAAUGGUUUCUAUCAGUUCAAUGAUAGCUACGAUAUGGCGCAAUUUUACAGUUCGGUCUGCUACCCCCAGUGGUGCAUGGGACACUAUGGGCUCUGUGAAGAUGGUACUCCGCUGCAAGCGACCGAGUAUGUGAUGCCCAACGGGGAGGUCUAUACGCACCAGACGAGCUUCAAGAAGCGUAAGAAACGCUUCCGUCAUCAUGAUGAGGUGCAGCAAGAUGAAAGUGCCACUGUCCUUGACAGUGGUGCUACACCUGUCCCACUAAUAUACACCACUGUCCCAGUACAGGGAGAUUUUGUUCCUAGUUCCACCACAACCACCGUUCCUGCUCAGCUACAUCAUCAGUUGAAUGCUGACGUACAAGAGUUUCUUCCUUCCGCGGUGACUCCAGGGACCGCCACCACCGACGUAACCGAACGUACUACUAGUCAUCGAUCCGCGAGAAGAAGCAAUACUCAACCAACGGCGACGAAGAAGUCAAUUUCCACCGCAUCAUCCGCUUCCAAGAGCGUAGCUCCUGUAAAGGCUACGGUAGUCACGACACCCGUAGAGUCAGUGGCGACAGUUACGAGCGCCAAAACCGUGCCCAACGCCCUACGUCCUCCGUUGGGGUCGCACAAAAACCGAAAGAAGGAUCUGAUUGAAUCGACCUUAGCAUUCGCCGAACAGAACAUCGAUCUGACGCGCCACAAGCUGGCGGCUUCGCAGAGUCAUGACAGCGAUCUACUCUGGACAACCGUUAGCAAGGGUGGCCGGAAGCGCGUCGUGGAGCAGGAUCAACCCUUGGACACUGCGAUCACCGGUAGUUCCGAUCGUCAAGUGGAUGAAGCAAAGCCUGUGAUUGAGUCUCAAAAGUCCAUCAAACAGUCCGAACCGGUUGCGAUUAGUUCAAGCGAAACGCGUCCACUUGCAACGUUUGUGGACACUCCGGAGGCUGAAAGUAAGAAAGAGGUAACAGGAAAGAAUAAGAAAAAGACACAAAAGCACAAAAGACAACAACGGAAGCCAGGAAAUGCUGUUAUGCAUCGCCAGCCUCUGGAAGGUUUCCAACUAAUCGAACCGGAAUUCACCUCCAAGCCGGACUUGGCGUCCCAGCGGGGCACAAAAGGAUGUGAUAGUGAGGUGCAGGAUAAACCGGAGUACGGUGAUGAAGCAAUAGACCCGGUGGGUUGUAAUGAAGUGGUGGAAGAAGUGCUUGAGAUCGAGGAGGCUCAUGUGGAAGAUGAUCUUGUGGUUUCUCCUCCACUACUGGACGAGAACAAGGUUGUAGCAUGCAUUAUAGAAAAGGAAGAAGAAAAAGAAGAAAAGAAAGAAGAAGUGCCACACGACGAACUGAUAUGUGAUAGAAUCGUCCAGCAUGUCGAUUCGGCACCGGCGGUUGAGUGCAUUGUUGUGGAGUGUCCGGAACCGGCCGAACCAGUUCCGGAAUCACAAAUUGUGAUCGAGCAAGCGAUUGAUGAUGAGAUCAUUCUUAAUGAGACUGAGACCGAGAAGAAGGUGAUGCUCGAGGUUGCCACAAUGGCCAACACGGCGGAUGAAAGCGAAUGUUACGAACCGGCUGAAUCAAAAACAGAAGAAUGCUUAUCGCUCGUUGCAGCAAAUGAAAAGGAAUCUACAGCACCGAUCGUGGAGGAGACAGCGAUGGUGAAGGAGGAGCUCAAUCAACCGCCAGCGGAACAAUCAGCAUCGCCUGUCGAAGAACCGUUGAUCGAGUGUAUCGCCAUCAAACCACUGCUAACCCUUGCUGCCGCACCGGAACGGGGACCGGAUGAGAAAACACCACGAAUCAGUUCGGACUCGGAGGAAGCCGACGAGGAAGAGAUGAGUGAGGAUCGGCAUCGCAAACGGGACAGUGUUUCCGGUUACACCGAGAGCAUUGAUUCCGGUUUGCAGAGUCCGGCACCGUGUGGUCAAGCCACACCAGAGACUUCUUCGUUGGCAAGCUCGCACGAAACCGAGCCACACGAAGACGAGGAUCGGCAGCAACAGCUCAGUCAGCUUGUCGGACGGUGGCUUACGCGUAAGCUCGAGGAUCAUGAACCGGAUGAGGUGUUUGUGUUGCCACACAGCAAUCCUCUGCUGAUGCAGCGUCUGCAUCGGUUCCAGCAGCUACAGUGUAAUCGUGACCGGCUUGCAUCGGAUUCCUACGACGAGGAUGACGACGAUGAUGACGAGCGGGAUACGGAUAGUGACUACAUGAGUGAUGGCCAGGGACGACACGAUGUUGCUACCAAUCCGAGCUCCCCUGUGCUCAACCAUGUGCCAGAGCAGCAAGAGCAGCACCAACUGCAAAAUGGUGCUAAAUCGCAAAAUCUCCAUUUAAAGCAACCCGCAGCAGUACUUAAUGGUAACACUAAGACAACCGCCAGCAGCACCAUAAGCGAACAGGCGCAGCAAAAGCGCUGUAUCAUCAUGUAGGGUAUGCUUCGUUUUAACCCCAGCAUGUCCAAUGGACACAAACUCGUUAACACCCACAUUGCCUUUGUCCUUACCGCUUGAUACACACCUAAAGUCAGGAGACGGGCCAAGAAGCAUCGCGGAAUCACCUUCAUCGGUGCUGCAUCGUGUACAAGCAAGCGGCUUCGCUAAUCAGCAAUCCAAAAACUCGGCUCAAUGCGCUGCAAUCAUCCUGCCUCCUGCGAUGCACGCAUUGAGUAGACGAAGGCAGCGCCUUCUUUGCUUUCGUUGAUCAUCAUCAUUAUACAUCACCUUUAGCGUUACGUAGAAUAUAUUAUCAAAACCGUAGUAAGGCACCCCAGCGGAAUUGUUUGAACAAAAGGACAUUAAUCGUUAACCUAUGCUUAUCAAACAAAGCACACAUAAACCGAUGGCGGUCAUCACAAUUAGCUGUUAAAAUGAAGAAAAAAAAACCGUUAAAAAGGAGACUUCACAAAUGAUACAGAGGAGAGACAAGAGCCGCUUAACUCCCUAGCACAGGAGCUGAAACCUUGC
Anopheles darlingi is the source of this 4832-nucleotide messenger RNA. RefSeq names its product serine-rich adhesin for platelets-like. The record is from RefSeq and is a predicted model, not a curated record. Bases 570 to 4298 code for a protein of 1242 amino acids. Lineage: Eukaryota; Metazoa; Arthropoda; Insecta; Diptera; Culicidae. The transcript is spliced from 7 exons.